This is a messenger RNA of Cryptomeria japonica (Japanese cedar), 827 nucleotides long. RefSeq names its product glutathione S-transferase U22. The record is from RefSeq and is a predicted model, not a curated record. NCBI's taxonomy places the organism in Eukaryota, Viridiplantae, Streptophyta, Pinopsida, Cupressales, Cupressaceae. Bases 43 to 732 code for a protein of 229 amino acids. Gene Ontology annotation, cellular component: cytoplasm. Gene Ontology annotation, biological process: glutathione metabolic process. Gene Ontology annotation, molecular function: glutathione transferase activity. The transcript is spliced from 2 exons.
ACUUACAACAUAAGAGUACUUUUUUAAUUAUAGAGCUUAAGCAUGGAUAGCCUGAAAGAAGACAGAGAAGAUGUUAAGCUUCUAACAGCUUGGGUCAGUCCCUAUGGCAUGCGAGCUAUGAUUGGGCUUGCAGAAAAGGGCAUCAAAUAUGAAUAUGUGGAGCAAAACUUGCGGGACAAGAGUCCAUUGUUGCUGCAAAUGAAUCCUAUACACAAGAAGGUACCUGUUCUUAUCCAUAAUGGCAACCCUAUUUCUGAAUCUCUGAUUGUUCUCCAAUACAUUGACAACGUUUGGAAUUCUCCUCACACCGCUUUUCUUCCCUCUCAUCCCUAUGACCGAGCUAUUGCCCUCUUCUGGGCAGAUUUUGCAGACAAAAAGGUUUGUUUUCCUGGGUUGGAGACAUUUCGAACCAAAGGAGAAGUACAAGAAGCGGCCAAAUGUGAAUUCCUGCAAAAUUUAGCAAUAUUAGAAGGAGAGUUGAAAGGAAAAAAUUACUUUGGUGGAGAUAGGUUUGGAUUGGUGGAUAUUGCACUUACUCCUUUUACAUCAUGGUUUCAUGCAUUUGAGAGCUUAGGAAGGUUUAAGAUUCAUUUGGAGGAAAAAUUCCCAAAUAUUUGGGCAUGGAAGAAGAGAUGUUUGGAAAGGGACAGUGUGAAAAAGACACUUCCUAACCCUGAAAAAGUGUUGGUUACUGCAACUGAAAUAAGAAAAAGAAGGUUAGGUGAGAUUUGAAAAAUUAUAAUACUUUAUAAUAAAUGAUUUGAUCUUUGCAGAUUCAUAUUUGUACAAGUGGCAUUCAAUCAAGUACAAUUACAAUAAUUUAGAGA